AUGGGCUGGUCGACAGCUGCGCUCGUCGCCUGUGGGCUCACCCUCACUCUCGGCGCCGUGUGUGCAUCUGCUGACAACGCACCCAUCGUGCUGAACUACAUCAUGUGCAUCAGACCCCUGGUGGAUGGCAAGUGGGCUAACUACGUCACCUGCACGGCCAGUGUGACCCUGGCGGCGCUCACCCCCCAUGGCGUCAACGUGGCCUACACCCUAGGGGGCCUGAGCGCCGACGUGGCCUACUCCCCCUCCCAGCUCACCUCCUACACCACCUGGACGUGCUCUUGGGCCUCCAAGGACGCCGUGGAGUGCACCGCCACGGCGGCCACCGUCCAGCUCCCGGCCGCCGUGUACCUGCAGUGGACCCUGGGCGGCGUCCGCUUCGCCACCAGCUACGCGCCCACCGCCCUGCAGACCACCGUGCGGGAGGGCUUCGGGGCGGCUUCCGCCGCCGGCACCUGCUUCGCCUACAUCUACGACGCCGACGGGGUGUACCACGAAACCCCCUCCUAG
Auxenochlorella protothecoides is the source of this 510-nucleotide messenger RNA. RefSeq lists its product as hypothetical. The coding region runs from base 1 to 510 and encodes 169 amino acids. NCBI's taxonomy places the organism in Eukaryota, Viridiplantae, Chlorophyta, Trebouxiophyceae, Chlorellales, Chlorellaceae. The record is from RefSeq and is a predicted model, not a curated record. The transcript is spliced from 4 exons.